Messenger RNA from Penaeus chinensis, 3033 nucleotides. RefSeq names its product casein kinase I-like (gene dco). Gene Ontology annotation, cellular component: cytoplasm; nucleus. The transcript has 10 exons. Gene Ontology annotation, molecular function: ATP binding; protein serine/threonine kinase activity. The record is from RefSeq and is a predicted model, not a curated record. Gene Ontology annotation, biological process: peptidyl-serine phosphorylation; signal transduction; endocytosis. Lineage: Eukaryota; Metazoa; Arthropoda; Malacostraca; Decapoda; Penaeidae. Bases 524 to 1762 code for a protein of 412 amino acids.
UCAAAUAAGACGGGAAGAAAUCAGCUGAUAGUAGUUGUUUCCCUCAGUAUAAGCUUCUGCUGCCAAACGCUCUUCAUUGAGCCUUACUUCCAUUAUGUUUCGUUCAGGGACUCAUGUUAAGAGAAUAUCCACACGAAAGAACACACAUUUACAAAUCCCAACACGUCCAACACGACCAACACAUCCUUUCUUGCCCAGAGUCACCAUUUCUAAUACAUGCUUGGAGUGGCAGAGUUUAAAAGCUUGCUCAACGAAAUGUUUUUCGACGCGAACUAAGGCCAGAGGAAGGAAAGGAGCAGUGUGGCUGGGCGCGGCCGGUGCGUGCUGCCCUCUCGCCAUUGCCAGCUGAGCCAGUGUUCCUCCGGGCCCUUGUGAACAUGGUGACAGUGGCUCAGGAGCUCUCGGAUUUAUCCACCUAAUCUGACGCUAUAUUGAAUUCCAGAGGAUAUAUACAAUAAUGAGAUAAAAGUAUACAUAUUCGAUAUUGUUUGUGUGUGGAGACUCGAGGUGCUGGUGAAGCAGGAUGGAGUUAAGGGUUGGCAACAAGUACCGUCUUGGACGGAAGAUAGGAAGUGGAUCCUUCGGUGACAUUUACUUAGGCACGAACAUAUCGACAGGCGAAGAGGUUGCUAUAAAGCUAGAAUGCAUCAAAACAAAACAUCCUCAGUUACACAUAGAGUCAAAAUUUUAUAAGAUGAUGGCUGGCGGAGUAGGCAUCCCAGGAAUCAAGUGGUGCGGGUCGGAAGGUGAUUACAAUGUAAUGGUAAUGGAGUUAUUAGGACCAUCGUUAGAGGACCUCUUCAACUUCUGUUCUAGGAAAUUCUCACUAAAGACAGUUUUGCUUUUGGCAGAUCAGCUUAUAACAAGGAUAGAAUACAUCCAUAGCAAGAAUUUCAUCCACCGAGACAUAAAGCCAGACAACUUUCUAAUGGGCUUGGGCAAGAAGGGGAACCUUGUUUAUAUCAUAGAUUUUGGACUAGCAAAAAAGUACAGAGAUUCACGCACACAUCAACACAUACCAUAUCGGGAAAACAAAAAUUUAACUGGCACAGCUCGGUAUGCCUCAGUCAACACUCACCUUGGAAUUGAGCAGAGCAGAAGGGAUGACUUGGAAAGUCUAGGGUAUGUUUUGAUGUACUUCAACAGAGGCUCUCUACCGUGGCAAGGCCUCAAAGCAGCAACAAAACGACAAAAAUAUGAAAGGAUCAGUGAAAAAAAGAUGCAGACGCCCAUUGAGGAACUCUGCAAAGGAUUUCCUAAUGAAUUUGCAACGUACCUGAAUUUCUGCCGGUCUCUGAGGUUUGAAGAAAAGCCAGACUACAGUUACCUAAGGCAGCUCUUCCGCCAGCUCUUCCAUCGUCAGGGUUUUACAUAUGAUUAUGUCUUUGACUGGAAUAUGCUCAAAUUUGGCGGAUCUCGAAAUCAAGAAAAUGAGGUUGAACGAAGAGAUCGUCAGAGCAGCAGACCUCAAGCUACAGGCGCUACAUCUCGGAUGCGACACGACACAACCGUCGGGGGUGUUUUGCCCUCCCCAACAGCGGGUGUUGGAAGGUUGCGAUCAGGUAGUGAGAGUGAACAACGUGUUAGUAUGAGAAUGCAUCGUUCAGGGACUUCCAAUGCCCAAACGCCUGAGCUUUCUCGCCCUGCUGAUCGUUGCGUAGAGGAAUGGGCAAACAGUGUUAGUCCUCCUGUCUCUGGAGGUGUGAUUCGUCGAGGGUCUGCAGGCAAGGAGGGAACCUUUCGUUAUCCAGCAAAAAAAUGAGGACGAGAUUGAAAACCUAGCUGGAUUGAAGUGAUAUAAAGCAGUGUUCUACAUAAUACAGUAGAAAGCUGUUGCUUUAUAGUGGUAUAUCCCACAAUUUUAGGACUGAAAGAAACAUGUGAUGGGCUUUCAUGUGCAGCAAAUAGUUGUAUUGACACUUACUCAUGGAGUGCAAGUGACGUGUUAGUCAGCUGUGAAAACUUUUUAUGUGUCUGCAAAGCUCAAGCUAAUUUGCAGACAGGUAAACUCUAUAGGAUGUGGUGAGACAAUGUAGACUGGAAGCCAGGGCCUUAAUAAAUAGUAUUUAUGGAAUUCUCUAAUACUGUAUAAACUCCACUUGAGAUUUUAAUGGCAACAAGAUGCAUUGAAUGCACAUUUUUUUUAGUUAUUAGCAAUGAUUGUAAUUGAAUAUAAAUAUCAAAGGGAUCAACAGUUUGUAUUGUCCUUGAUGUGAUUUGUUAUUUUGCUUGUUUUAACACAAAUGGACAUUUAACUGUUCUUUUAUGCCUACUUUAGUGGACAUAUGUUACUAAGUUGUAUUUCAUCAGUACUAUUGAUCUCAUUGCCUGCAGGUUUUAUGGGGGCAUCUUUUAUAGUAAAAAUAUUGUGUUGACUUUUGAAAUAAUCAGACCUCAUUGACAGUAUAUAUUUGAUUUUAAAAGAAUAGGAUGAAGAAAGAUCAAUCAAAAGUUUGAACAUUUUAGCUUUCAGUUUAAUAAAAAAGCAAUUAGUUACAUGUGUCGGUGGAAAAUGUAAACAGUGAUGAAAGUAAAGUCUCUUUAUUUGUGAUGGAAGUGAUAGGCAUAGGAGUUGGAGAAAAUAAUCAUUUGAAAUGGCUCAGAGCAAAAAUAAACUUUUUUUUCUGCUUUCUGUCAUAGAUUUUCAUUACAGCAUAUCAUUGCCAUUUUGAUAACUGUAAAGUAAUGAUAAAAAGUUUCUGCUUGAGGAGCAAGUCUUUUUUAAUAUGAUAAGUGCUUUAGGCAGUGAGUAGGGGAUGUGACCUUGUGAUGUUCAGCAUCCUGUUUUCUCAUUAUGAUUUUCUAGCUAUCAUUUAAGACUCAUAUGUAAACUUUCCUGUAGAAAGCAACUAUGUAUGGCAAAUUUUAAUGCCUAAAAGGGUAGAAGUGGUUCUUCAUCACUGACAAUACUCUGACUUGGAGAGAAGGUGAUUGGCUUACUGUUGAACUACAAAAUAGCCAUAUAUCACUCACUCAUAACCAUCUGUGCAUUUUAUCAUUUUUAUCAGAAAAAUAGAAAUUUAUAGUCCUGCA